This is a messenger RNA of Lepisosteus oculatus (spotted gar), 5117 nucleotides long. Lineage: Eukaryota; Metazoa; Chordata; Actinopteri; Semionotiformes; Lepisosteidae. The record is from RefSeq and is a predicted model, not a curated record.
CACACAUGCGGUAAGAAAAGUUGCACUGUGAAAAAAGUGUUAUGAUAUGGUUGGUUCUUUAUCCCUGAUUUGUUUUUUGCAAUGAAGCAGCAAACCACUUGUUACCUCUCUUAACAUGUAACGAAAUAGACGCUUAAGAAGGACUUCGCCAAGGGUACUGUCACCUACUGCUUUUGGACAACCAGAGUCGUUAAUUCCAUUCAACCGAUAUGUCAUCUCCUACCUCUAAAAAGAGGAGCACAUGGGUUUUUGGAAGGAGGAACUCGGCUUCAAGGAAGGGCGGACCCAGCCGGCGGCCGUCGGGGCUGGAGAUGUCCGAGAAUGUGGGCACCCCGUCCUAUGAGCCCAUGCAGUCGGGGUUACAGCCGGAGAGCGGCAGCGGCCCCGACAACAAACGAGCCGGCCCCGGCUGCCACCCGGAGGUCGAGAUUGCUGUGGAUGGCUCCCACCCGGUUCCCCCUCACCCCGGGGUGAGUUUCGACCCCAGGAUGUCCGUAUAUAGUUGCAAGCGCCCCCUGUUUUCGCGGACCAACAUUCAAGGACGAGUUUACAACUUUUUGGAGAGGCCAACUGGCUGGAAGUGCUUCGUCUACCACUUCACUGUAUUUCUCAUAGUGCUGGCCUGCCUGAUAUUUAGCGUGCUGUCCACCAUUGAUCAGUAUCAGGCUCUAGCCAAUGGAACUCUCUUCUGGAUGGAGAUCGUGCUGGUGGUUUUCUUCGGGGUGGAGUAUGUGGUGAGGCUGUGGUCGGCAGGGUGCCGCAGCAAGUACGUGGGAUUUCGGGGAAGGCUCCGCUUUGCCAGGAAACCCAUCUCCAUUAUUGAUUUGAUUGUGGUUAUUGCCUCCAUCAUAGUGCUUAGUGUGGGGUCCAAUGGACAAGUGUUUGCCACUUCUGCUGUCAGAGGGAUCCGGUUCCUGCAGAUCCUGCGAAUGCUCCACGUGGACCGUCAGGGGGGUACCUGGCGUCUGCUGGGGUCUGUUGUUUUCAUCCAUCGACAGGAGCUGAUAACGACCUUGUACAUUGGGUUUCUGGGCUUGAUCUUCUCCUCCUAUUUCGUGUACCUGGCUGAGAAGGACGCUGUCGAUGCAAAUGGAACCAAUGAGUUUGGCAGUUAUGCCGAUGCCCUGUGGUGGGGAGUGGUUACUGUAACAACCAUAGGUUAUGGUGACAAGGUGCCCCAGACGUGGGUAGGAAAGACCAUCGCAUCCUGCUUCUCAGUCUUCGCCAUUUCUUUCUUCGCUCUCCCAGCGGGAAUCCUGGGCUCUGGCUUUGCUCUCAAGGUGCAGCAGAAGCAGAGACAGAAACACUUCAACAGACAGAUACCGGCAGCUGCUUCCCUUAUACAGACCUCCUGGAGGUGCUAUGCUGCCGAGAACCCAGAUUCAGCCACUUUCAAGCUGUAUGUGAAGAAGUCCGUUGUGUCCAACUCAUCCGUGGUGUCCAGCCCCAGACCCAGGAAAACGGUGAAGGUUCGGAGGAAGCUGAAAAGCGAGAAGGACAAUGGCCUUAACUCACCCACCAUUCCUAGCAUCACGUAUGAUCACGUUUUUGACAACCGAAAACCAGAGCACAACAGUGUUGACACGUAUAACAGCUCAACAGGUGAACCCGAUGCUUUGAAAAUAACAGGACGCCAGCAGUCCUGGACUUCAAUAUCCUCCUUUCAGCUUGGCUCUCCUUCGCCAGUCAAGAAAAAUGCAGGUUUUCUGGAUGUUCAGACACCCAGACCAAUUCACCGCACCAACAGCUUUGGAGACGAUCUGGACUUAGAGGGGGACAGUGUCCUGACUCCAGUCACCCACAUCUCACAACUGAGAGAGCCUCACCGAGCAGCCAUUCGGGUCAUUCGCCGGAUGCAGUACUUUGUCGCCAAAAAGAAGUUUCAGCAAGCCAGAAAGCCCUACGAUGUGCGAGACGUUAUAGAGCAGUACUCCCAAGGUCACCUCAACCUGAUGGUGCGCAUCAAGGAGCUCCAGCGAAGACUGGAUCAGUCCAUGGGGAAACUGACACUAUUUCAGUCCAGUUCAGACAAGAAUAAAGAUCGAGGCACUAACACAAUUGGUUCAAGACUGAACAGGAUGGAAGACAAGAUAUUGCACAUGGAUCAGAAGCUGAGCCACAUUGUUGAUGUUCUCAACUGCCUGGUGUCCAACCAGCAGUCUGCGCCAUCUGCGCGACCAGCGGUCCAAAGCAGAACCCUGCAGUCAGAGUAUUUCUCGAGCCACAACAGUCUGCCCACCUAUGAGCAGCUCAGCAUCCCAACUUGCACUAACUCACAGGACGAGAGCUCCUGAAGAUCCCUGCCGUGUGCCCUUCAGCUCAGCAAUGGUCAAACAACAAGAUACUUAAGCAAAACUGUGAAACCAAUGAUCCAGAAACUAACAACCUAAUGAGGUACAGUAUACCUUCAGAAAGGGCCGAGCUAUAGAAAACGGGAAGAACUGCAGACAGUUUAUUGCUAAGGUAGGAAGAAUGGUGGUUCUCCUAGCAGCUCCUAGAAUUUCCUAGAAGCUCCUUUUUGGCUUUUGUCUUCUGUUGCCUUCCGGGAAGAAUCAGAAUCAAAUUCACCAUCACAAGUCCCACGUUGCCGAAAUAAGGAACUGGGGUUUACAAACUCUGUGACUUGGCUGACUGAGUGAAAAAGAGACAACUAUAUGCGCUAAGCGUUAAAAAAUGAAAUAUGUUACUUACAACUGCAUCAAAUUUGCAAAGAUAUCAGGAAAAUUACCCAAAUAUUUUUGUAGCAGGUGCACAGACUUUUUAUUGCCUACAUGAGUAAAGUCACGACGGUGAGUAGCUUUUGUCAUCAUCAGAGGUGGUCUGCUGUGAAACGCUCAGGCUAGCAGCACGUGUGGCCAUUGCUGGUGUCAAGACAAGCUGUGCAUCUCUUGACACAGUCUUUGCACCAGGUGGUGGAUGCUGUUUAGUGGGAUUCUGUCCCAAGCCUCAGGUAUAAAGUAAAUGUGGCUGAUGACUCGUCUCGGACGCGGAGAGGUCAAACCUGCUGCGUGAGGACGUGCGCCAUCCCGUGGGAAUGUUGUCACAUCAGGAGAGCGCAGGAAGGGCAGCAAAGGACUGAUCAGCGCAGCCAGGUGUUUUAUACUGAUGAGGCUUAGAUCCACCACUCAGCAUCACCGUAUGUGUUCCUCUGCACAUCCUGUCACAGGCAGGCCCAUCAGGGCGGUUGACUCAAACCUGGCAUGAUUGUUUAAGAUGUCUGAGCUCCACUGCUGACAAGUCAAAUAUAUAGUUGACACAGAAUCAUUGUUCUCUCAAUAAGAAGGUCCCUCUCUGUGUUUUCUUUCUUGAUUUUUACCAGAUAUGACAGGUUAAAUCACCUCAUCGCCUCUACCCAAUCAGCUCUCUCACUAAUGCAAUGGUUGUAACUUUCAUAAACUCUCAAUCAGCAAUCAGUGAUCUAUUUAACAAAAUAUUUCAUCAUGUACUUGGUAUUUGUAAAAGCAUACAUAGAGCGUCAUGUUUUUGAAAAAAAUGUUUCCUUCAAUGUUCAGUAUACAGUGAGGAUAAAUGGAUACAAGGAAAGUCAGUUUGUUUCCUUACCUCCUCUGUGCUGUCUUAUGAAACACAGAGAUGGUAAAUGUGUGGCUGAGCUGGACUAGUCACAGAGUGGAUGAACAUGCUGACAGAGGAGAUGGGUCUGAAAAUUGAACUAAAGUCCUAGAAUUGCGAUUGUAUCUCUGUAAUGGUCUCUGUUUCCAUUCACAGACUCAAUACAAAAGACAGUGUUUGGUUUGAGCAGUUGUGCCAAGUUGUAGAAAAGGACAACAUGGCUGUACUCCUAUGUCUGUCAUCUUGUUAAUGGAAUUAGUUAGCAUAUGGUUUGCUUUACACAUCCUUUUUAAGGACAUUUUCUUAAAGAUAUUUUUUUUAAUUGAAAAAUGUAUUUCAUUGUAAUUGUAAUGGUAAUUUUCAGAGUGUUUUUAAAACUGGCAUUUUGUUUUGCUGUGUUAAUUUUGUAGCUUAAAAGAGAUGAGUAAGUUUCUAGAAAUUAAUUCACUUUAAGGCAGUGUAGUAGGUUUUCCUGUUGUCUGCUUUCUGUAUUAAAUGUUGUCGAGCGGUAGGAAACAUUAGCACUGAACGUAGUACCUUGUUAAAGACUUCAGAAAUAUCAAGCUAUGAGCCAGAGCAGCAUCCAGAAUACCAGAACAGAUUCUCUCUCAUCGUGGCAUCUCUCUGUGGUGCGACUGGUCAAUGUUUCUUAUUGAAAACAACCAAUCCAGCUCCUGAACCUGAGCCAUUCACUUGUCAGGCAGCCUGCACAGGCUCAUCACACUGUAUACAGUAUCAUGCAUACGCACUCACACACUGCAAACACUCCACACAAGGUGUGGGGAAGCAUUCCCCUCAGUAAGUUUCUUACCUCCAGUACUAUUGUAGCUGCAACUUAAGUAAAAUUCCAGUUAAGUGUUUUAUAGCUUUAGAUUAACAAAUUAGUUGAUUGUAGCAUUUUAAGUUUUUAAUUGCAUGCAAUUAUUUUAGAACGUUGUCAUACCAUUUUACUUCCACUGUUUAAAACUUUCACGAAAGUGGUCUGAUCAUUGAAGGAUGCCCGAAACAGAGAUUCUUUUCCAUGCAACUUGAAAACAGAAUUUGACAAUAACAUUAGAAUUUAGAGCACAAUGACUCUUUUUUUUCUCUGUUUCACUGUUUUUAAUACAUUUAUGCACUCCAUUUCUGUACGGCUCUAUAAAGCUUUAUUGCUGUGAAAAUGAUCAUUCACACCUCCUGCCAAAUGGAACCUUUCUCUUUAAGAACCAAGUAACAUUUUGGAGAUCAUAAACAACAGGAGAAACAGUAAUCCAGGUUUGCAAUAAUAGAGCUGGGAACAUUUUUGGAAGGUUUUCGGACAGGUGCGGGAAGGAAAAUGCUGUUUUAGACAGUGUGGCAUUGUAUCUUCCAUGCAGCCUGUAUCCACAUUUCUUCACAUGCAAAAUCAUCUUAGAGAACCUCAGGGUCACCAUUGAAACAUCACAGGGAUGUUGGCAUUGUACUGAAACUGUAUCAAUCGUGCUGAUUUUACAAUGAUUCUUUUGUUUUUUAUAGUGUAUGAUUUGUAUUAUUUCUGACUCAAUAAAUUAAUCUCACCUUUAAAACUG